UGUUCUGUGGUCCUGUCUAGAAAGAAAAUGAAAUCUGAAAUCUUGAAGCUUGGCAGAAGCAAAAUUAAAUUUCUUGACGUAAAUUCUAACCUCCUGAUAUUCAACUGAAUGAUUUUUUCUUGAUAUACGAAGCAAAAAUUAUCUAAUUUUCAUCUACUACAUUCAUUUUCGUAUCAAUCAUUGAUAUUUUAAUGUAACUGGAAUUUCAUACUGUUGUUAUUAUUUGGUUCAGUAUUUCCUAUGAUGGCUGGUAGAAAUCGCCAAGUACCCCACAAAAAUCUAACAACGAUCUUUUGGAAACUUCAGGGAGCAUUUUCGGAUGUUGUCAGUCAUCCUAAAUAUGUAACUGAUAAGCAAUCAUUGGACAAAACCUGGAAAUUGAUGGAUAGAGUGGUGAAACUGUGUCAACAUCCCAAGAUGAAAUUAAAAAACUCGCCCCCGUUUAUUUUGGAUAUUCUACCCGAUACCUACCAGAGAUUGAGACUAAUAUACUCGAAAUAUGAGGAUAAUAUAAGCGCAUUACAUAAUAUAGAGUAUUUCAAUAUAUUCAUUAUAAAUUUGAUCAGAAAAUGUAAACAAGCAAUUAAGUUGUUCAAAGAGGGUAAGGAGAAGAUGUUUGAUGAGAACUCCCAUUACCGAAGAAAUCUCACAAAAUUGAGCCUUGUAUUUAGCCAUAUGUUGAGUGAACUGAAAGCUUUGUUUCCUAAUGGUGUGUUUGCGGGGGACCAAUUCCGUAUCACUAAAUCUGAUGCUGCAGAGUUUUGGAGAAGUAGAUUCAAUAACAGCACUCUUGUACCAUGGAAAGUAUUCAAACAAGAACUACACAGUGUUCAUCCAAUUCGUUCAGGACUGGAAGCAAUGGCACUAAAAUCGACAAUAGAUUUGACCUGUAAUGAUUUUAUAUCAAAUUUUGAGUUUGAUGUUUUUACAAGGCUCUUUCAACCAUGGAGUACUCUACUGAGCAACUGGCAAGUGCUAGCUGUAACUCAUCCAGGCUACGUUGCAUUCCUGACUUACGAUGAAGUAAAGGCAAGACUGAAAAAAUACAUAGGAAAAGCAGGGAGCUACGUUUUUAGACUAUCUUGUACAAGACUGGGUCAAUGGGCCAUCGGUUACGUAACUCCCGAGGGUGAUAUACUCCAAACGAUACCUCAAAACAAAAGUUUGAUACAAGCACUGAGGGAUGGUUACAAAGAAAGAUUUUAUUUGUAUCCAGAUGGUAGACCUGUAAAUCCAGACCUGUCGUUCGCAGUUCAACCAACACCGGAAGACCACAUUGCUGUCACUCAAGAACAAUAUGAGCUUUACUGUGAGAUGGGUAGCACAUUCCAACUUUGCAAAAUUUGUGCUGAAAAUGACAAGGAUAUUAGAAUAGAACCUUGCGGGCAUUUGCUGUGUACUCCAUGUCUCACCUCUUGGCAAAUAGAUUCAGAAGGCCAAGGUUGUCCGUUUUGUAGGGCCGAAAUCAAAGGUACAGAACAAAUCGUGGUUGACCCUUUUGAUCCGAAAAAAUCCCACAACAUUCAAAGGAUUCCACAAAAUGCCAAUAAUGUGUGUAUACUUGACGAGGAGGACAUGGAAAUGGAAAUGUCGAAUGAUCAUAAUAUCCACAACAGUGCUCAUAGUUACGUUGAAUGACUUGGAGUACUAUCACAGGACCUACAUGUACUCUUGGCAAGGGCCAAUUUUAAAUUCUUCAUUAAAUGGGGCCUUAGACAGGUAAUGGUAACUUUCUCUGAGGGAAACCGGAUUAUUUCAUUCAUAUAUGUACAAAAUGGUUGGUUUGGUUUGAACGUGACUGCUUAGACGAAGGAGUUUAUAUCGGUAGAUAGCUGAUUCCUAAGGGUUCAUUUAGGUAUUAAGAAAGGUAUAUGUUGAGCAUUUCGUUGGAUUGAUACAAAGUACAAACUUCAUUUUUUUCUUUAUCACUUCUUAACUGCCAUCGUGAUACAUCUGUCCCAUUAGCUUCUUUUGAUUCUCACAUUAUAUGACUAUCAAAAAUAAGGGCUGAAACCAGUUUCUUUCAUAGAAAUUGUCUGUUCAGGAGUUACACAUAAUUUACACCCACACAUUCAAUUAUUGUAUCAAAGCAACCCUCAUUUCAUUUUUUUACAGUUCGCCCACAUGGGUGUCUUGUUAUAGUUUACAUAUCUUUUACAACUUUGGUUUGAAAAGGAUUUUAUAUUUCUGCAGCACAGACAGAUGAGGGGAAAUACUCUCUUUUUUAUUUGAAUAUACUGAAAUAACUCCUGAAAAUUUAUCAUCAAUAGAAAACAAGUAUUCUAAUAUUCAUUGGAUUACUUUUGUUUCUUUUAAUGAAUUGAUUUUUUAAAUGUUAAAUUUUUUUUUAUAUAAUUGUGUUUAUACUUUAAAACUUCGAACAUUUGGCGCCUUUGAUAUUUUUUGAGCCAUCAAUUUUUUUUGUUAGUUUAAACAUCGGUUCUUCAGAAUAUUCAUAUUAUAAAUAUUAUUAUUAAAGUUAAACAUCAAAAUGCAUACUUCUUCAAAGACUUCUGUUAAGAGAUUAGGUUUUAUGUCAAAAUAUACAGGAAUCCUUCACUUAUUGACAAAAAUUCUAUAUCCAAAAAAAUGUAGUAGUAAUUUUGAAUGAUAGAAUUAUUUAUUUCGCAAAAUUGCGUAUUUUUUGAGCUUAUUGAAAAAAUUCACGGGAAAUGAUCAUAUCAAUGAAAAUCUUCAUCAGCUUUGAUGCAAUAAAGGGAAUGGACAUAUCAGUAUUCAGAAAUUAUAUAUUAUUGGAUUUAAUGUUGAUCAACUUUAUUAUACUUGUUUUAACCUUAAAAGUAAUUGGGUAUAUGAAUUUCAUAGAUAGCUUUAUGUAUUGAAUGUAAUAUGAGUCUUUGAAGAAAUAUAUGAAUGAAUUUGAUUUUCUUAUCACUACAGCAAUGAAAAUUUUCGAAUUAAUUUUCUAAAUUUUCACCUUAACUUGCAAUUCAUUCACUUAAUUAAUUGCACAUAUAAAAUUUCGUUCACCUAAUUUUCAGGGUAUUUUCAACAAAACAAAAUGUUCAUUUCAUAUGUUUUCAAUAGCUGACAAAAACUAAUGAAAGCUAAUAGUAUAAGAACAUAAAAAAGUUAUUAAAUCAAAUUAUACAAAUGUGCCAUUACUUAAAACAUUUUCAAAGAGAAUGCCCUUCAGGUAAGGUGUUUUUAAUAAAUGUUUCUUUAGAAACUGGGCGUGAUAAAAUUCUUAGUGCAAUAAUUCUGUCCAACGAUAUGUUAAUUCAUAUAUGAUAUUUUCCAAAAAAAUUGUAAUUUGAAGAUAUCAGUUCGGGAUAUAUUUUAUUACACAUUUUUCAAAUAUUUAUUGGUUAUAGUUCGUCAUUUUAUAUAAAUGAUUUUUCUUUGGGAAAAGGUUGAAUAUUCUUUGUAUUAAGUAGAGUAUGUACCUUAUAGUAUCCUAUCCGAGGCCAGAAUUGAAUGGGUUUCAACUCUUCAAUGUUCAUGGGAAUAUGCAAUUUCGCAUUUAUUCUCACCUAUAAUGCUUUAAUUUUGAUAUUCUUUUUUUCCUAGGAUUACAGCUCGACAAGACCAGAAAGAAAUAAAUUGAAUUUGAACGCUGUUUUGAUAGAUCUUUGCAUAUUUCUUUCGUUUUUGUUGUAAUUCGGUCGCCAUAGAUGUGAAUUUUUUUCUUUCUGAUCUUUCCGUUUGCGAGCUAGGUAAUUACGAAAUAAUAUAGGUACUGAUAUUUAUUAUGCAACAAAUCAUUAAUUUAUUUUAAUCUCCUGAACACUGUAUCUAUAUUUUAUCAUUAUUAUCAUUCGUUAAUAAAUCAUCAAGAAAAUUA
Messenger RNA from Coccinella septempunctata (seven-spotted ladybird), 3805 nucleotides. It is a transcript of the gene Cbl, whose product is annotated as E3 ubiquitin-protein ligase CBL. Bases 241 to 1638 code for a protein of 465 amino acids. Lineage: Eukaryota; Metazoa; Arthropoda; Insecta; Coleoptera; Coccinellidae. Gene Ontology annotation, molecular function: receptor tyrosine kinase binding; calcium ion binding; ubiquitin protein ligase activity. Gene Ontology annotation, cellular component: membrane raft; plasma membrane. Gene Ontology annotation, biological process: negative regulation of epidermal growth factor-activated receptor activity; cell surface receptor signaling pathway. The transcript is spliced from 5 exons. The record is from RefSeq and is a predicted model, not a curated record.